Messenger RNA from Fibroporia radiculosa, 417 nucleotides. RefSeq lists its product as uncharacterized. The transcript has 4 exons. Lineage: Eukaryota; Fungi; Basidiomycota; Agaricomycetes; Polyporales; Fibroporiaceae. The record is from RefSeq and is a predicted model, not a curated record. Gene Ontology annotation, molecular function: protein heterodimerization activity; DNA binding; structural constituent of chromatin. The coding region runs from base 1 to 417 and encodes 138 amino acids. Gene Ontology annotation, cellular component: nucleosome.
AUGGCCCGCACUAAGCAAACCGCUCGCAAGUCUACAGGUGGUAAGGCACCUCGUAAGCAGCUCGCUGCAAAGUCUGCACGCAAGACAGCAGCAGCAACUACGACUGGCGGUGUGAAGAAGCCUCAUCGUUUCCGCCCUGGAACUGUUGCCCUGCGUGAAAUUCGCCGGUAUCAGAAAUCGACUGAACUCCUUAUCCGUAAAUUGCCGUUCCAACGGCUAGUCCGUGAAAUCGCUCAAGAUUUUAAGACGGACCUGCGUUUCCAAUCGUCUGCGGUUAUGGCUCUUCAAGAAGCGGCAGAAGCAUAUCUUGUCUCGCUUUUCGAAGACACUAACCUUGCUGCCAUUCACGCGAAGCGAGUCACCAUCCAGCCUAAAGACCUAGCAUUGGCUCGUCGGUUGCGCGGCGAGAGAACAUGA